Messenger RNA from Dermacentor silvarum, 1846 nucleotides. RefSeq lists its product as uncharacterized. NCBI's taxonomy places the organism in Eukaryota, Metazoa, Arthropoda, Arachnida, Ixodida, Ixodidae. The coding region runs from base 812 to 1846 and encodes 344 amino acids. The record is from RefSeq and is a predicted model, not a curated record. The transcript has 2 exons.
GCUACCCGAUGCCAGUACAAGUGUCCGUGGCAGAAUGCUUGCUCAGAGAUUCUCGGAAGCGCAUACCACAGGAGAACUUUGCAGUGACCGCUGGUUGCAAAACAAGUGUGUUACCAUACAUUCACAAUGUUUCUCACAAUUUAAAAAAGGUUGCACAAAGAGCUAACAUCCGAGUUGUUUUCUCUGCUCCUGAUAAACUGGAUAGGCUUUGCAGACUUACUAACCCUAAGAAAGACGCGCUACCAGUAUGUGGAAAAAGACAUGUCAACAAGUAUGUUGAUUGCACUCGCGCAGUAGUGUAUAAGUUUCCCUUGUCGUGUAACAGUGUCUACAUUGGGCAGACCGACCGGUAGGUGUAUUAACGAUCGCUUGCGCGAGCAUAAUUACAAUGCUAACAACAAAAUUUCAUCAAGCGGUUUCCUUGCCAUACAUUGCAAAUCUUGCGGCUGCAAACCACUACUUGAUAGAUGCAUCAUUAUAGGACGUAGCCACAAUCAAGUGACGCGUGAGAUUAUUGAGGCUGAUGCCAUUUUGAAAUGUGAAAAGCUGUGCGUAAGCACACCCUCUUUAGCUUUAUCAAGCAAGGAACGUGAAUUUCUAAGAUUAUCAACACUGGUUCAAUGAACUGCAAUCGCAUGCUUAUAUUUAAUUUUUUUGUGUGUGUGCUAUGUCACGAGUGCUUUGAGCGGGCUAUAUAAUGUGCAAUAGGGUCACGAAAUAAAACCAGUUGGAAGUUAGCGCUCACCCUGUCACCUGUCCCUUUUUCCCUUCAUACUCAAACUGAGUUGCGCUAAAGGAAGUCACGAAUACGAUGCACCAACUUGCCCAAUCCGCAGUACUUCUGAACUUCAUUUCUAGUUCAACGGGCCCUUUUCCUGCCUUUCGUAGCGACCCUUAUGCCAUCGUAUCGCUCAUCGCCGCCUUAGUGUGCAAAGCACGCUCACUGGGCUUCUGUGUACGCCGAAAAAUCGUUCCGCAUGAAAUUGGCACCCUCUUCAGUGGUUUCAUCCCUUCGUCGGGGCACAGCGCAAGAGUAUGCAAGAUCCUGAAAUCCGAACUACAUAGGCAAGCAAGACUUCAUCGGCAACUUCUCAUGACGCAACUACGCAUGGAAACGGAAUCCUCGUCACUGGAGUGGACCUUGCGCUCGUUCUCCCACCUAAUCGCCCGGAGGACGGAAUGUGAGUGGCAAGCUCAACUGAGACUGCUCAGGAGCCGUCUACCCAAAAAAGGUCCUUUACAUCACAACCCUGUGCACACGACGGAACAGGUGAAUCUUCCAGGCAACAUCCAUGACGCUCUGGCAUUAGGGCCCAAGUUUGCCGUGGAAACGAAGAGAAGACCGGAGGAACUACUGACUUUGGUGAGGCAGGUGUCCAAGUUCGCACCGGAAGAAGCCGUUCCACGCAUUGUGUCAGAGGGUGUUGACGUAGUAACCCGCUCUAAGGGAGUGCGGCCCAAGAUCUCGGUCAAACGCGUUGCUGAGUACUUGAGUGCUAACUCUCUUUGUGUUGUGCCAGCUGAUAAGGAAGGCGGGUUCUGUGUGCUUUCAAGUGGUGCGUUUUGUGCCAAAGCCAGUGAGGCAGUUGCCUCAGUUUUCAAGCGCCACGACGAAGUGUCACUAAGCAAGGUAAAAACGUCAGCUAUAAAGCUUUGCAAGAAGUUCAAUCUCGAUAAGCUAAGAAAAAACAUAGUGAACGGUAAGAGGGAACACCUGUUGGUCCUGUUCAGUGCGAAAACACAUAAGAUUAACGUACCCUUAAGGGUGAUAGUUUCAGAAACUGACUCUUGGCAGAAGCCACUUGCUCUGUUUUUACAAGCCAAACUGACGGUGCUUGCCGGUUAA